GCUGCCAUUGUACAUCUCAACUUUUAGACAGACAACCAAGCAAUGGCGCCAGUGAAGGUGUUUGGGUCGGCGAGGUUCACCAACGUGGCACGGGUGCUGGUGUGCCUGGAGGAGGUCGGCGUGGCCUACGAGGUUGUGGACAUCGACUUCCCGGCCAAGGAGCACAAGAAGCCCGAGCACCUCGCCCGAAACCCAUUUGGUGUAAUCCCAGCUUUCCAAGAUGGAGACCUCAUGCUCUUUGAGUCCCGUGCGAUUGCAAAGUACAUACUUCACAAAUACAGGACAGACGAAGUCGACAUGUUAAGGGAAGGCAACCUGCAAGAAGCGGCAAUGGUGGACGUCUGGACCGAGGUCGAGGCACACCAGUACAACCAGGCGCUAGCGCCUAUCGUCAUGGAGUGCAUCAUAUACCCCACGGCCUACGGCAUACCGACGAACCAGAAGGUCGUCGACGAGAGCGUGGAGAAGCUGAAGAAGGUGCUUGAGGUUUAUGAGGCUCGUCUGUCUGAGCAUGAGUACCUGGCUGGAAACUUCAUUAGCUCGGCGGAUCUCAGCCAUUUCCCCUUCACCUGUCGCUUCAUGGAGACUCCAUACGCGUCUCUCUUUGAUUCGUUCCCUUCCGUGAAAGCGUGGUGGGAGAAGCUCAUGCUGCGGCCUUCGAUGAAGAAGAUCAGCACUAACCUGCAUCCUAAAAUGGUUUAAUCACGUGUGAUUGUCCCACAUCGGUGGAUGAUGUAACCACGAUUGGGUAAUAAAGGUGAAGUGUAGAGUUCAAGAUACAGAAUAAAAUAAUUUGUUGCAUGGUCUACCAUACCAAUUAAUCGAUUA
Lolium perenne is the source of this 828-nucleotide messenger RNA. RefSeq names its product probable glutathione S-transferase GSTF1. Gene Ontology annotation, biological process: glutathione metabolic process. Gene Ontology annotation, cellular component: cytoplasm. Gene Ontology annotation, molecular function: glutathione transferase activity; glutathione binding. The record is from RefSeq and is a predicted model, not a curated record. Lineage: Eukaryota; Viridiplantae; Streptophyta; Magnoliopsida; Poales; Poaceae.